Molecule: messenger RNA, 960 nt
Organism: Eruca vesicaria subsp. sativa (arugula)
Lineage: Eukaryota; Viridiplantae; Streptophyta; Magnoliopsida; Brassicales; Brassicaceae
Source: the annotation of a GenBank genome assembly
AUGGAACCGACGCAAUCGCCGUCGGAGACGGAAGUUCACUCCGGCGAGGAUGGAGACGGUUACGGCGGUGGUGAGUAUUCAUCGGAAAACGACGAAGCCGGAGUUACCGGAGGAAUUGGCGAAACGCGUUGUGAUCCUGACGUUAUCGUUUUGGUUACAGGAAUCUGUCAAGAAGUUAAAGAAAUAAUCAGCUUCUUGGAGCCUGAGGUUGUCUUUGUGGAGUUGUGUGCAAGCCGAGUGUUUAUUCUCCUACCUCAGACUAUGAAGAUUCCAACCAUGUCGGACAUGAUUGAAAGUUGGAAGCAGAAACAGAACACGUUCGGUAUACUUUAUGGAUGGUUUCUUGCAAAGGCAAGUUUUGCUAAUCAUCAGCUAGAGGUUUUUCCUGGUACUGAGUUUUGUGUAGCAUAUGAAGAGGCCCUUAAGUAUGGGGGCAGUGUGAUACUUGGUGAUUGUCCUGUACAGAUCACGUUAAAAAGAACAUGGGCAAAGAUGACUUUAUGGCACAAGGUGAAGUUUAUAUACUCCUUGAUGUUUCAAGCUGUAUUCUUGCCAAGCUCUGAAGAACUCGAUAGAAUGGAGAGUCCUGAUCUGGUACAUUCACCAGAACAGCUCGGCCACCAACAUUCACAUCAGCUGUGGAACCGACAGUGUCCAGGCGAGGGGUUCACAGCAGGCAUGGUUUUAUUCGGUACUCGAACCCCAGGUUCUCCAAACCCUGCAAAUCAAAACAAACCUCUCGUUUCGAAAACGAUCAAAAAUGGUAAUAAGCCAAACCAAAAGCCACAACUUUUUGAAGAAGAGACCCCAUUGAAGAGCUUUCCUGCAAUUCUCGGCAUCCCAAUAAACGGGAGCACCAGAAGAUUGAAACCCAGAUGCGAGGAUGAGCAAAUCCACAAACUCUUGCGAACAGGAUGCGUUCACGUAACGAAGAACAGGAAGAGCAAAAGAUUUCACUAA